Olea europaea var. sylvestris is the source of this 1465-nucleotide messenger RNA. RefSeq names its product 8-hydroxygeraniol dehydrogenase-like. Gene Ontology annotation, biological process: lignin biosynthetic process. Lineage: Eukaryota; Viridiplantae; Streptophyta; Magnoliopsida; Lamiales; Oleaceae. The record is from RefSeq and is a predicted model, not a curated record. Bases 91 to 1173 code for a protein of 360 amino acids. The transcript has 5 exons. Gene Ontology annotation, molecular function: zinc ion binding; cinnamyl-alcohol dehydrogenase activity.
GCAGCGCUGAGGUCUAUUCCAGAACGACCCAUCGCUUGCAAUCAUAUUACUUUCUGUCACUUUUCUAAAAUUUUAUAAUAAUAAGUCAAAAUGGCGAAAUCUCCAGAAACAGAGCACCCUCUCAAGGCUGUUGGAUGGGCUACAAAAGACACAUCUGGGGUUUUUUCACCAUUCAAAUUCUCCAGAAGGGCGACUGGAGAGCAUGAUGUGCAGUUUAAAGUGUUGUAUUGUGGGGUCUGUCAUUCGGAUCUUCAUAUGGCCAAGAAUGAAUGGGGCUUCACUCAGUAUCCUCUUGUUCCUGGGCAUGAGAUUGUGGGUGAAGUAACCGAGGUUGGUAGCAAGGUGGAGAAAUUCAAGGUUGGGGACAAAGUGGGAGUUGGAUGUAUGGUUGGAUCAUGUCGCGAGUGUGAUCAAUGCACCAACGAUCUUGAAAAUUACUGUUCUAAAAUGAUACUGACCUAUAGCGCGGUUUACGUUGAUGGUACCAUUACAUAUGGAGGUUAUUCUAAUUUAAUGGUUGCUGAUGAGCACUUUGUUGUUCUAUGGCCUGAGAACUUUCCCCUCGACAUUGGUGCUCCUCUCUUAUGUGCCGGCAUUACGACUUACAGCCCCUUGAGGUACUUUGGACUUGACAAACCGGGAAUGAGUAUUGGUGUUGUUGGGCUUGGCGGGCUUGGCCAUGUAGCUGUGAAGUUUGCCAAGGCUUUUGGUACUAAGGUUACAGUUAUCAGUACAUCUAUUAAUAAGAAGAAGGAAGCUAUUGAAAAACUUGGUGCCGACUCGUUUUUGGUUAGUCGUGAUCCAGAGGAGAUGAAGGCUGCAACUGGGACAUUGGACGGGAUCAUUGAUACUGUAUCUGCUCAUCACCCCAUUUUACCCUUGAUUAGUUUGUUGAAGCCUCAUGGAAAGAUGGUACUGGUUGGUGCUCCGGAAAAGCCACUCGAGUUGCCAGCUUUUCCCUUGAUUUCAAGUAGAAAGUUAUUAGCUGGCAGUGGAAUAGGAGGAAUGAAAGAGACCCAAGAGAUGAUUGAUUUUGCAGCAAAACAUAACAUAUUACCAGAUGUGGAGAUUAUCCCCAUUGAUUAUAUCAACACCGCGAUGGAUCGCCUCGUGAAAUCUGAUGUUAAAUACCGUUUUGUUAUUGACAUUGCAAAAUCGUUGAAGCUCGAGUAAUACAGUUUCAUGAAAUUUAGCUUCAUUUUCGUUAUGAAUAAUAUAUGCUCUUGUCUAGACGGGAAGACUGGCGGGAAAUUUGUUUUUGUGGCCUGUUUUCUGUGUCAUUUUCCAGUUUACUUCAAGACUUCAUUUUCUAUUACGUGGGACAUUAAAAAGUAGCGUGAUUUUCCUCCAAUGAUAACAUACUCCGUGUUUUGCACGAAGUCUUGUUUUGUAAUAUGAUUAUCAGUCUGCUUUUGUGUGACUUUAAUAUAAUCCAAUUCAUUAGACUUGGACAACUUUUCUUUCA